Lachnellula hyalina is the source of this 1089-nucleotide messenger RNA. It is a transcript of the gene ncd-2, whose product is annotated as Nitronate monooxygenase. The record is from RefSeq and is a predicted model, not a curated record. Lineage: Eukaryota; Fungi; Ascomycota; Leotiomycetes; Helotiales; Lachnaceae. Bases 1 to 1089 code for a protein of 362 amino acids. Gene Ontology annotation, molecular function: nitronate monooxygenase activity. The transcript is spliced from 2 exons.
AUGGCCUCACACGCCAAAACCCUCCAAUCCGCCUACCCGUGGACAACCUCCCCCUUCAUAGUCUCCGCUCCCAUGCGCCUCACAGCCAACGACGCCCUCGCCCUAACCGUCUCCCGCACCCACGGCCUAGGUUUCCUCGGCAUCGGCAACGUGCUCUCGGCCCUCCCCCCCUUCCUCGAAAAAGUCACCGCCUCCCUCGCCGAAUCCCCCAUCCCAAACACCCCCUCAGACAUCCUCCCCGUCGGCGUCGGUUUCAUCUGCUUCGGCAUCGACCUCGCGGCUGCGCUAGCCACCCUCUCCUCCGCCCCCGUAAAGCCAGCCGCAGCAUGGCUCUUCGCACCCAAGGAGAUGAAAGAUUUCGCGGAUUGGUCACGCGGCAUCCGCGACGCUACCGCCGGGAAAACCAAAAUCUGGAUCCAGGUCGGCAACUUAGCCACCGCGCUCGAAGCCGCGAGGACUUGCCGGCCCGACGUCCUGGUCAUCCAAGGCAUAGAUGCCGGUGGUCACGGCCUCGAGCACGCAUCCUCCAUCAUCACGCUGCUUCCCGAAUGCGCAGACGCGUUAUCCAAAGCAGGCUUUGGAGAUAUUCCUCUGGUCGCCGCGGGGGGGAUCGCGGAUGGUCGAGGUGUAGCGGCGGCGACGAUGCUAGGAGCAGCAGGCGUGUGUAUGGGAACGCGCUUUCUGUGCUCGCCCGAAGCGGCCAUCACAAACGGGUACCGAGACGUUGUGCUGAAGGCUAAGGAUGGGGAUACAUCCCGGACGAAGCUCUGGGAUCGGUUAAUGGGGAACUGGUGGCCGGAGGAGUUUGAUGGCCGGGGGGUGCUGAACGAUAGUGUUUGGGAUGAUGAAAAGGGACUACCGGAGGAAGAGAAUAAGAAGCUUUAUGGGGAGGCGGCUAAGUCGGCGGAUGGCUGGGCGGGUGAGAAGACGCGCAUGUGCGCUUAUGCUGGGUCGGGGGUGGGGUUGAUUAAUGAAAUCAAGCCUGCGGUUGAGAUUGUUAAGGAGGUGACUAGAGACGCCAAGCGCUUUUGGAAAGAGGACUCAAGUACUUCAUCCUUAAAUGCAAAGGGUCAACAAUCGGACAUUUAA